Molecule: messenger RNA, 852 nt
Organism: Odocoileus virginianus texanus
Lineage: Eukaryota; Metazoa; Chordata; Mammalia; Artiodactyla; Cervidae
Source: RefSeq, a predicted model, not a curated record
AUGGAGUCGAAUAGUCAUAGUGCUACAGAUGAGGUUCUUGUCUCAAAAAAGGGCAAAAGGAAGCAGAAAGGGUACUUGCCAACUGAGUUGGUGAAGAUCUUCCAUGUCUGGCUGUAUGAGCACCGGUUUAAAGCCUAUCGUUCAAAGGUAGAGAAAUGUAUGCUGACGGAGCAGAUAAGUUUGUCUUUUCCGCAGUUUUCUAACUGGUUCAUCAAUGCCCGCAGACGCUUUCUUCCGGAAAUGCUUUUAGAGGAUGUAAGUGACCCCAACCAGGUUACCAUAUAUCACCAAAAAGGCAGUGCUGCUGAUGUGACCCACCAGCAGGGUGGCUAUCUAUCUAUUGAUGCCAAGUCAGGGCUCAGAGCUGCAGACAAGAUAAAAUGUCUGUCCUUGAGCCCCUCGCUGAUGAUCCAGGGAUCAGGGAAACUGCCCAAUCUAGAGUUGGUCCCAGGCCAGAGGCUCACCCCUAAGGCCCAGAUAAGUGAAAAGGUCGUGAUUUUCACCAGUGGGCCCUUGCUUAUACCUUCUCCCAAACCUGUGGUGACAGGGGAAUACAAGGACUUCAGCAGCUUCCAGCGGCUGGUCGAUGCAGCCGUACAACAGUCUGCUGAACUGGAGCUACAGAUAAAGAAGAGUCCAUCCCAUGAUUUCCCGCAUCUCAAAAAAUCCCAGCCACCAAAACCAGCAAAACCUGUCAGAGUGCCAGCCGUAGAAUUAGACAUAACUGUAACUGCUAAAGCCAGGAAAGUGCCUGAGGCAAUGGACAAAAUGCUACUGGUGCAGUCCCAGCCCCAGAGAUGGCCACUACCACCAGUCUGUGACAGGCACAGGUUACUGUCCACACCUUGCUGA